Molecule: messenger RNA, 2562 nt
Organism: Schistocerca piceifrons (Central American locust)
Lineage: Eukaryota; Metazoa; Arthropoda; Insecta; Orthoptera; Acrididae
Gene: Nup54
Product: probable nucleoporin Nup54
Exons: 1
Coding region: 674-2317 (547 amino acids)
Biological process (GO): protein localization to nuclear inner membrane; NLS-bearing protein import into nucleus; nuclear pore organization
Cellular component (GO): nuclear pore central transport channel; nuclear pore
Molecular function (GO): structural constituent of nuclear pore
Source: RefSeq, a predicted model, not a curated record
UUUCAUACAUAGGGUUUGGAAUGUUGAUAUUUAAAUUCUCUGUAUUGUGGUAAUAAAUAGUGAGUGUGAUUAUUUCUGUUAAUGGUGGGGCAUGGUUUAGAUGAAGUGUGGAAAACUAAUUGACAACGGUCCAGUUUCUUAUGAGCUGUAAAUAUAUUUGUUUUCGCGCCCUGUAAAGAAGAUCACUGUACUGAUUUUUUUCUAACUUAUCAGGAACAGAUAUUAAAAUUGUGUGGAAAAAGUUCGCACACUUAAAGCAGUAAUAAUUAGAUAUUCUGGUGGAAACACAAACACACAUUGACGACGGACAGUUGAGAUUGUCAGUGGGUGCUGCAAAACUGUGACAAUAAAGUGUAUCGUUAGCGUAGAAUAUAAUAUCCGUGACCUAUUACAGGAACGCUGCUCUGGUUUCGUACUGUGACAGUUUUUUGCAUUAUUUAGCAUCCUGAUGUGAACUAGAAUUCAUUCUCAAUAACCGUUAAUUGAAUUGCGUUUUCCACCACCAUUUAGGUUUUGACCAUGUCUUUAAUAUACUUGCCUAAUUUCACGGUUACGUAAUGUUAACAGGUUGGCUACAAAGCAAAUGUGCGUUGGAAGAGUGUUUUUUGUGGCCAGGAAGUUAAGAAUUUGAAGGUGUAGUGAUACUUUUAUAGCCCUAUUUUAAGUUAACAUAAUGGCAUUCAGUUUCGGUAAUACUGCAAAAUUCCCAACGCAAACGUCUGCACCAUCUUUUGGUUUUGGCUCCUCGUUAACGACAGCCGCUAAACCGGCAGCCACAGGUUUCUCCUUUAGUACUCCUAGUUUUGGCCUGGGUACUACAGCAGCCACAACAACAACAGGUUUUGGUUUUGGCGGCCUUGGAUCAACGCAGAAUACUGGAUUCAGCUUUGGUGCCACAACCACGACAGCAGCUGGGACUGGUGGAUUUGGUACUGGCAGUUUACAGUUUGGUGCUGGAUCAGCCGUAUCUGGGACAGGAACUGCUCCGACAUUUGGUGGAUUUGGAACUACCGGCCAACAACAAACUGGAUUUGGAUCUUUUGGCGCGUUUGGUGCAAAACCGGCGACAUCAAUAGGAGCAUUUGGAAGCACUGGUUUAUUUUCUCAACCACAACAGCAGCAGUCAUUUUUGCAGCAGCAACAAGCACCUUUGAAAGGGGAAGAGGCCAUUGCAAGGGCUGUGUACUUUGUGCAGAUAUUUGGUGAUGAACGUGAUCAAGUACUGGCAAAAUUUAACAUGCUUCAGGCCUUGUGGGGUUGUGGAAAAGGUUACUAUUUACCUGGCCAACCACCUGUAGAAUUUACUCCUGCUAACCCUUUGUGUCGAUUUAAGGGUAUAGCUUACAGUCGCAGAGUAGAUCCCGAAGAAGCUCGUGAAGGGCUUGUAUUGCUCACGUUUGCAAAGGCAGAGGCAGAUGUGCGAGCUGGCCAGUCGCAGCUUGUCCAGAUCUUGCAAACUGCAUUGGGAGAUAGAGCUACGAUUCACAUCGACAGUAUUCGCUCUGUAGGACCUCAGAGAACAACAGUGAGCCUUUAUGCUGAAGAAGCACAACAGCAGUUAGGAACAGCAAAACGUCGCUGUGGAGCAGCAGAACUGGCAGCGGGCAUACGUCAACAUUUGACCCAGCUGGGUGCAGAGUCAGUGCUGCCCCUUACUCUCCUGUUGUCUCCUGAAGUGGAACGAUACCUUUCAGAGCCUCCUCCAGGUAUUGAUGCCCGUCUCUGGAAACAAGCACAGGCUGAAAAUCCAGAUUCAGCUAAUCUCAUACCUGUCCCUGUCAUUGGGUUUGAAGCACUUGCAGCACGUGCUAAAGCCCAAGAACGUGAGGCAGCUGCACACUUAGCAGCAUUAGAUCGGUCAGCUGCUGAAGUUUCUACUUUGCGUGCAGCAUUGGCACGUACAGCUGCUAAGGUUUCUGAGCAACGUCGCCGAGCACUUUCGUUGGAGCAUAGAGCACUAGUUGUAGUCGGCAGACAGCAGAUCAGACGUAAAGCAGGGCAAGCGCUUGACCCUCGUGAAGAGGCUCUGUUGAGUCGAUUGCAGGCACUUCAAGCCCAUCUUUCUGCUCCAUCUGUUGUUAAAGCUAGACUGAAUGAAAGUCUGUCUCAGGUACGCUUGAGGCGAGGAGUUGAUGGCACAGCAGGACCAGGAAGUGGUUUACGAAGUUCAGCAAUGUUUGGUGAUGACUUACGAAAAUUUCUGGAAAUGGAACAAGAUGGCAUUGAUCGCCUUGUAGAAGUUGUGCGAUCUGACUUGAAUUCUAUGCGUACUAUUCAGGAAGGACUUUGCAAACUUUUGCCACAGCAGUACAAAUGAGAUUUCACUUAAUUUUGACAAGAAAUGGAAAUAUGUGUGAGAUGUGAUCAUUGUGUUUAUGGUGAGCUUCUACAAUAGAGAUGUUCCUACAGCAUUUGGCUGUUUUGUGAAUGAUAUAUUUUCUGUAACUAUUUUUUUACUCAUUUGUUAAAAUUUUAUUAUUGUGCUUUUGGUGUAUUUUGAAUAUACGACAACUCUCUUGUGCUACAUUUAUAAUUCAUUAAAUUACUACUGCUUCCAGGUCA